AUGUGGUGCACCUCCAAGAAUGUGGUGCACCUCCAAGAAUGUUUCGAGAGACUCAAUCUUCAUAACAUGAAGCUAAAUCCCGCAAAGUGUCGGUUCGCCGUCACGUCCGGAGAGUUUUUGGGGUAUCUCGGUACCUACCGAGGGAUUGAGGCCAACCCAAAACAAAUCACGGCGCUGAUAGAGAUGGUACCCCCUAGGACGAAACGCGAAUUACAAAUAUUGACCGGCAGGGUCGCGGCACUUAACUGUUUCAUCUCGCGAUCAACGGACAAAUGUCUUCCUUUCUACGAAACUUUGAAGGGAAACAAAAAGUUCGAAUGGUCCGAGGAAUGCGAGAAAGCUUUCCAACAUCUAAAGCAUUACCUAGCUACCCUGCCAGUACUCGCGAAACCUGUAGAAGGAGAACCAUUAUUCCUCUACAUCGCGGUAUCGACGACCGCUGUAAGUGGCGUCCUCAUCCGAGAAGAACGCGGCAAACAAAAGCCAAUAUUUUAUGUGAGUAAAACGCUACUGGACGCGGAAACACGAUAUCCAAUGAUGGAGAAAUUGGCGUUGGUGGUGGUCAUGUCGGCUAGAAAACUGAGACCAUAUUUUCAGUCUCACACUGUUGUCGUGCCCACUUCUUUCCCUAUCCGCACAAUUUUGCACAGUCCCAGCCAGUUGGGAAGAUUAGCAAAAUGGGCAAUCGAGCUGAGCGAGUACGACAUAGAAUAUCGUGCAACGACUUGCGCGAAAUCGCAAGUACUCGCAGAUUUCUUAGUGGAACUCCCGACAGAGGGUGCACCCGACCAAGAGCCGAACUCGACCUGGACCCUAUACGUUGACGGAUCCUUGUCCCAACAGGGCUCCGGGUUUGGCAUCCGACUCGCGUCCCCAACCGGAGAAGUGUUGGAACAAUCGUUUCGAUUAAUUUUCCACGCUUCGAAUAACGAAGCCGAAUACGAGGCCUUGAUAGCAGGAUUACGACUAGCUCGCGGUCUAAAGAUACGUAAUCUUCACGCUUACUGCGACUCCCAGCUAGUGGCUAGCCAGUUCAGCGGGGAAUAUGAAGCAAGGGACGAAAAAAUGGAGGCAUAUCCGACCUUGGUCAAGGAUGUAGCCCGAAAGUUCGAUCAAUUCGCCCUUACAAGAAUCCCUCGAGCUGAAAACACUCAAGCAGACGCUUUGGCCGCCUUGGCAUCCAGCUCGGAUCCUGGUUUGAGCAGGGUUAUUCCCGUGGAUUUCAUCGAACAUCCUAGUAUCGGACCGGCCGUAGCCAUAAACCUGAUCAACGAACCGGAGGACGACAUCGACGAAAACGAUAACCAUCCAGCCGCAAAUCAGUCCGAUUACGGAUUCAGCCGUCUAUGGAUGGAAACAAUCCUCGCGUACAUAACCAACGGAGAACUCCCAUCGGAAAAAUGGGCGGCCCGAAAAAUAAAAACUCAGGCCGCACGGUAG
This is a messenger RNA of Brassica napus (rape), 1440 nucleotides long. RefSeq lists its product as uncharacterized. The coding region runs from base 1 to 1440 and encodes 479 amino acids. The record is from RefSeq and is a predicted model, not a curated record. The transcript has a single exon. NCBI's taxonomy places the organism in Eukaryota, Viridiplantae, Streptophyta, Magnoliopsida, Brassicales, Brassicaceae. Gene Ontology annotation, molecular function: RNA-DNA hybrid ribonuclease activity; nucleic acid binding.